This is a messenger RNA of Esox lucius (northern pike), 4404 nucleotides long. RefSeq names its product interleukin 1 receptor accessory protein-like 1a (gene il1rapl1a). NCBI's taxonomy places the organism in Eukaryota, Metazoa, Chordata, Actinopteri, Esociformes, Esocidae. The transcript has 12 exons. The coding region runs from base 898 to 3051 and encodes 717 amino acids. The record is from RefSeq and is a predicted model, not a curated record. Gene Ontology annotation, biological process: negative regulation of exocytosis; signal transduction.
CAACGUUAUUAAAAUACUGUCCUUGCCUUCUGUUUUUCUCUGUCUCGUUAUUUCUCUUUGAAGAUGAAUAGUACACCACCGCCCACUCGCACUAUUCGAUUUGAGGUUGAAAUGAUCUACGGAUUGUUUUCCCCUCUAUAAUUUAAGCUUUCCCUUCAAAUCAGCGAGCAAAACAGAAUGCAGGAGUCGCGUAGGCGCUUGUUGAACGCAGCGACGCUCAGAAGGCACUAGGACCGGGAAGAGUUCCCUCAGUAGAGCAAGAUAUGAGCAUUGCAUCUACAUAGCGGGGCUGUGGAGGACCCCCACCUCCUCCACCCGUUGAAUCUGGCAAUACAGGAUACUUGCGAAUACAUCCAUACAUUUAUUUUCCCGUCUGCGGCGUGGCGCGGCUUAGCUGAGUGCGCACUGGCGCGUUUGGGAUGGUCGGGCACCCUCCGGAGAAUUCCUGACCGAACCUCAUUUGGCGCAAAACGAGCAGUUGGAUUUAGGGGAGAGUUCAAUAGGCUACGCGUUUCCAUUUCUCCCGUUUUGUAGACUAAAUGUAAUCUUUUUCUACUUUUUUCUACUUGAUCCUAUGUUAUUUUAUUUUUAUUACCCUGCUUUUCCAUUACCGCGCGCAUAUUCACGUCUGUGUAUGAUGGGAAAGCUUGACACUUUUUCAUUCAUCUGAGAGGAGAAAAAAAGAUCCACAUCUUUCUCUUUGGAUUAAACCUCGGCUAUCGCCUGAAUGGGUGAUCUUGUUAAAAUACAUUUCUUCGGUGGCACCCUGGCACUCCAUGGAAACGGGUUCUCUCUGGUUCUCCGGUUGCUGUGAUGUCCAAGGCUUUCCACAUUGACUGACGAACGCUAUCGGACCAUUUUGGAAAGCGAUUUGAAGGCUGUUAGAUCGAGGGGAAGAUGAGGCCUCACAGUCCUCUCCUGAUCCUGCUGUACCUCACCUUGUCCCGUAGCUUGAAAACCGUGUCCAAAAGGGGGUCAGUUGAUGGCUGUAUUGACUGGCAAGUGGACUAUCUGAAGUACCGCGUGUUGCAGGGGGAGCCAGUGAGGCUAAAGUGUGCCCUGUUCUAUGGCUACAUUCGGGCCAACUACAGCCAGGCCCAAAGUGUGGGCCUCAGCCUGAUGUGGUACCGCAGCUCAGGCCUGGGCCACGGAGACUUUGAGGAGCCCAUCGCCUUUGAUGGUGUGCACAUGAGCAAAGAGGAGGACGCCAUCUGGUUCAGACCGGCCGAUCUGCAAGAUGUGGGCCUCUACUCUUGUGUGUUACGGAACUCCACCUAUUGUAUGAAGGUGUCCAUGUCCCUCCAUGUGGCUGAAAAUGACACAGACCUAUGCUACAACUCUGAAAUGAGACUUCUGGAGAAGGCGGAGCUCAGCAAGAGCAAAGACAUCACCUGUCCUGAUAUUGAUGACUACAUUGAACCUGGAAAAGACCCUGAUAUCACCUGGUUUAAGGAAUGUCGUUUGAAGCAGUGGAGGUCCUCCAUUCUCCAGAGGAGAGACACUCUGUCUAUCCGAGAGGUCAAGGAAGAUGACAUCGGCAACUACACCUGUGAGGUCACCUUCGGUGACUUCAUCAUACGCAGGACAACCGAGCUCAGCGUCACAGCUCCUCUGACUGAUAAGCCACCAAAGAUCCUGUAUCCUCCAGAGAACAAGAUCAGCAACCUGGAGCUGCAAAUGGGAAGUGCCCUGAACCUGACGUGCAGAGCAUUCUUUGGGUACAGUGGGUCAGGGGUCAGUCCACUCAUCUACUGGAUGAAGGGAGAGAAGUUCAUUGAGGACUUGGAUGAGGAGAGAGUUGAAGAGAGUGAAAUCAAGGUUGUUCGUGAGCACCUGGGGGAGCAGGAAGUGGCCAUCUCAUUGAUGAUCCACUCGGUGGAGGAGGGGGACCUGGGAAACUACUCCUGCUAUGUUGAAAAUGGCAACGGUAGACGGCAGGCCAGCAUUCAGCUCUCCAGAAGGGCAGAGCUGAUGUACACGGUAGAGUUGGCAGGUGGACUUGGGGCCAUCCUGCUGUUGCUGCUCAGUCUGGUGUCUCUCUAUAAGUGUUACAGGAUAGAGCUCAUGCUUUUCUACCGGAGACACUUCGGCAGUGAGGACCUGGAUGGAGAUAAUAAGGACUAUGACGCAUAUCUGUCCUACACAAAAGUGGACCCAGACCAGUGGGGUCAGGAGACCAAGGAAGAGGAACGCUUUGCCCUGGAGAUCCUGCCUGAUGUCUUGGAGAAACACUACGGAUACAAGUUGUUCAUCCCUGACCGAGACCUCAUUCCCAGUGGAAGUCUGGCCAAUGAGCUUUACCAGGAUGACACAAGACUUCUCAGAGCCUACAUCGAGGACGUGGCGCGCUGCGUGGACCAAUCCAAGCGCCUCAUCAUCGUCAUGACGCCCAACUACGUGGUGCGGCGGGGGUGGAGCAUCUUCGAGCUGGAGACCCGCCUCCGGAACAUGCUGGCCACCGGGGAGAUCAAGGUGAUCCUGAUCGAGUGUGCCGAGCUGCGCGGCGUUAUGAACUACCAGGAGGUGGAGGCGCUCAAACACACCAUCAAGACCCUCACGGUCAUCAAGUGGCGCGGCCCCAAGAGCAACAAGCUCAGCUCCAAGUUCUGGAAGCAGCUUCAGUACGAGAUGCCGUUCCGCCGCUCUGAGCCCAUGCUGAGCCACGAGCCGGCGCUGGACGUCAGCGAGCAGGGCCCAUUCAGCGAGCUCCAGACCGUCUCCGCCAUCUCCAUGGCGGCCGCCACCUCCACAGCCAUGGCCACGGCACACCCGGAGCUUCGUUCGUCCUUCCACAACUCGUACCACACCAGCAUGCGGCAGAAACACUACUACCGCAGCUAUGAGUUCGACCUGCCGUCGGGGGCAACGCUGCCGCCACUGUCAUCUCUGGGCAACCAGCACACGUACUGCAACAUCCCUCUGACGCUGCUGAACGGACAGAGGCCUCCGGCGGGGAAGAGUCACGAACACAGUGUGGGGGAGGAGCAUACUAACCACGCCCUUCUGCCCCUGUUGCCCCGGGAGACCAGCAUCUCCAGUGUCAUAUGGUGACCGGGAUUAACUACACAACCCUGGCAGAGAAACGGCGCGGUUGGGUCUGGUCUGGAUUGACUUGGCUUGGAUCGCUUCGGUAGCGGUUUUGUGGCACUGUCACACUUCUGUAAACCAGCUCUCUGAUUGGCUACCGUAGCUAUAGCCAGGAGAUUAGAUUGACUUUGAUGAUUAGAAUGGUUUGGAAUGGACCCCUGUGAACAGGCAAGAUAGGGCAGGGCUGGUUUGGAACGCGGCCCUCGUGUCCGCAGAGUAAAGUUCUUCACCCAAGGAUUCAAGAUUCAUACUGACGUUAACGAAGUGUUUGAUCAAGAAACAAGAGAGUUUGAUCAACAGGAACUCAUGAAUAAAAAUAAAAAAGAACCCACACACUUUAGCACUUGUGAACGCACACACACACACACACACACACACACACACACACACACACACAUAAAGGAAAACAGGGUCUUGUAUAUAUUUCAAAAAUUUUUGUAGCAUCAUUGUCUUCCUGUUUUUUUGUUUUUUAUUCAAUCAUGUUUGUUGCCUUCUCUACUUUAAGACUUUGCUUUAACUUGUCAAAGAUUUAUAUAUUUCUAUUUUUUCUGUUUAUGUUUUUUUGCUUUCAUUUAUUUUUAUUUUAAUAUGCUUAUAAAGAAAGCCAGUAUAUCAUGUAACUGCGCUGUUGUGUUUUUUUUUUAUCUUGACUUUGUGUAGUUUAAGAAAACUUUUUAAAACUUUUUUUUGGAAUUGCCUGGACAUUGCAACAUUGUACUCUAAGAAGCAGCAUCUUCUUUAUGUUGACCUGUAUAAGGUGUAUAUCUAGUUUUAAAAACACUCUAAAAAAAUCAUAGAAUAUGCAAAAAGAAGGAGAAACUGUCAAUUGCAUUGAUGUAACUUCCUGUGGGCCAGAGGAAGGGGAGGAGUUAGUGCUAGUUCUCUCCAGUCAGUCCGAGCUCUCUCUCUAAAGUUUCAUAUUUUCUAUAAAAACAAACAGCCUUGCUGUUUUAGCGUGAUAGUAAAUUGCCUCACCUUAAAAAGAAAUCUGUAGAUUAUUUUGAAAAGAAGUAUAUUUUUAUAACAAAAAAGUUUGCUUGGGAAGUCAUACUUCUUUCUUUUUCAUCUGAUGUGAAAGGGGGCUUGUCAUGGUGGUUUUGUACACUACUAGGUUGGUCCUGUUUGUAAAGACAACAAUAUGAAUUUUGAGUCCCUCAUGAAAACAUUUUAGAUUCAAAUAGUAAAUGCAUUUUCAAUGUUUUGGUUGGCUUCUUAAAAUAUUCUUCCCACCCUGAGAACACAGUUUUUUAUCCAUAUAAAAGAAGAGUCUGUGCUUUGAAAUACUUUUUUUAAUUAUAUUUGAAGGUGUAAUUUCUG